CACUAAUAUAUCCUGUCUUAUAUUUUAAAAAAUAUAUUUUAUCGAACAUAGUCACUUUAUUCUAGUUGAUAAAUUUUCUAAUUGAAAAAUGUCACCUUUUAAUUUGAUGGCAACACUGUAACAGACAUCGAAACAGACGAGACAUGAGUGUUUUUUCGCUCCGUAGUGUUGGACUACUUGCUGCUUUCAUUAAAAAUUGCAGCUCAAAACAUGUCAGUGCGUCAUAUUGCACGAGACCGAAAAAAUUUCAUGAAGAAAUAUUUGAUAAAGUGAGAGAAGCAAGGAGAAAAGCUGAGGAUAAGUCUUUUGAACCCUCGAAACUAUUCAUGGUAAAGAGGCUCAAAACUCUUACAGGCCUUCCAUAUUGGGAAAAAUUGUUGUUAAGAAGGAUAGGAUUGGAAAAUCAUUAUCCGGACACGGUCAUAUUGAAGAACACUCCAUCCAUCAACAGGUUGUUGUGGGAAAUAAAACAUGUAGUUCGCAUCGUUCCCAUCACUUUUCCAAAUGGCCUUCCCAAGGAAGGUGAUUACACCGGCACUUAUCUGAAAAGGAACGGAGAAUUCAUCAUUUCGCCAAAAUUGAAAGUAGAUCCUCAGCUCUUACUGGUGGAUCCCGAAAAAGAAAAGAAAAAACUGGAUGGUAAAACGAUUCUAAGUGAAUGUAGGAGGAAUUGGGCCAUCUGAAAUAAAACGUUAAAAACUCAUAUUUAAGAUCAAAUACUAGAAUCUGUCUUUGAGAAAUUUCUCAUCUCUGAAAAACAGCCGUUUAUGAUUAUUUGUUUUUAGAUAAAUAAAAUAUGUAAUAAGAAAUAUACAGAUUUAUAAAAUUAUUAUGUAUAAACUGACAUUCAGGCUGAUAAUUAAUAAUACAAAAACAAUUGUUUGCCACAAUGUAAAUAGAACAUGUGUAGUAUGGAGUUGUAACCCAACUCCAUACUACACGUUCGAUAUGGUGGACCAGAAAUCAGUUAACCAAUCUAUAUUUUGACCGGUUGAAACAGCUGCAUGUUGCAACUAUUGAGAAAUGUAAUGCUGAAUAGUAAAACACUCCAAAAAUCCUUAAAAAUUGCAUUAACCAAAUAGUUUUAAUGCAAUUUUUUAGAUCUUUUAGAGUUUCUUAGUCACUUUACUAGAAAAACUGAAUUAUAACAACCCAGUUAUAAUGUGCCAGUACACAUCAAACAGUGCAUUGUGGUUCACUGACGUGUUUCGAUAUUCACCGAUCGAUGUACAGUACAUUGUACUCAUCGGGCCACGGAUGUGGCUACCUCCGUGGUUACACAAUUAACACCAUUUUUAUUAUUCGUCUUUAUUAACCCAAGAUUAUUUUGACAAAAUAAGUCUGCAAAUGCCAAUAUACUCAAAUUUUUGUUUUAAAUUCCACGACUUUCUCUGACCCUUGUGUAUGGCACAUUGACAAAGAAAAACAUUUACUAUUCACAUAUGUAUAGCUUCUUCAACUUUUUAAUUAGUUAUUUUUUCUAAUUAACAGUUACAUGUUUUUUAUAAUUGCUGAAUUAUUAAAACUAAAAUGUUUUAUUAAAUUAGUUUAUCCUGUUAGUAAUCCACAAUCAAAUUUAUAUGACUGAAAAAAGAAAUAAAAGCCAUUAUUUAUUAUUCAUUAACAAAUCCUGUGUAAUCCACAUAUAAAAGUAUACGGGUAUCCCUUGAUUAACAUAGUUAAUUAAAAUCAGCACAUAAAAUCAAGUUAGUUUCAGGUAGCAGGUAAUUUCCUAUAAGCAAUAAAAUGUUCUUAAAAUUGUCAGGCAGAAUAUAAGACACUAUUAGUUGGAUAUUGGUGAAGUUUUCAGUGUCUAAUUGUAGAAUCAAAACAAAUAUAUGAAUAAUAAACAUUUUUGUAACUUUUUCUGGGUUCUUCGGGUUUACUAAAUUUGAAAAAUAAGCUGGAUCUUCCAGAAUCAUUCAUAAAUAUAAAUUUGAACAUUAAGAUGGACUUUGAGUAAAGCGUACUUAUGUGCAUGCACUCUCCGUGUCAACUUUAUAUACAAUGGAACACUAAAUAUCAUUGAGAAUUUUUAGAAGGGUCUAAAAAUAUGUUUGAUUUCCCACAUAAAUGCAAGAAAGGCAUCUAAAAUAGUACAGUAGAAGCCAAGUUCUU
Messenger RNA from Centruroides sculpturatus (bark scorpion), 2118 nucleotides. It is a transcript of the gene mRpL30, whose product is annotated as 39S ribosomal protein L30, mitochondrial-like. The transcript has 3 exons. Bases 144 to 683 code for a protein of 179 amino acids. Gene Ontology annotation, cellular component: mitochondrion; large ribosomal subunit. Gene Ontology annotation, molecular function: structural constituent of ribosome. Gene Ontology annotation, biological process: translation. NCBI's taxonomy places the organism in Eukaryota, Metazoa, Arthropoda, Arachnida, Scorpiones, Buthidae. The record is from RefSeq and is a predicted model, not a curated record.